Messenger RNA from Drosophila willistoni, 639 nucleotides. RefSeq lists its product as uncharacterized. Lineage: Eukaryota; Metazoa; Arthropoda; Insecta; Diptera; Drosophilidae. The record is from RefSeq and is a predicted model, not a curated record. Bases 67 to 567 code for a protein of 166 amino acids. The transcript has a single exon.
ACUUGACAGCUUGUCACAUGCUAAAUUUUCACAUUUUCAUUUACUAUAAUCAAGCAAAGUGUAAAAAUGAGUCAACGUCAAGGGGAUCCUCUUUUCCACGUAACCCUAUGUAAUUUGUGCAUGGAAAAAGCUACCAAUUUUUUGACCGGCCUCUGCAUUAGAUGUCACCUCAUUUGGACCAACAAGCGGCGUUCGGAGGACAGGAUUUGCCUUAACCUAGUGAAGGCAUACAUCGUCGCACGUGUGACCCAGACAGAUGUAAUUAGCCCCAACAUGGAUCCCACUUUCCGACAAGUCCUUGAUUCCGAGGCUACCAAGCGUCGAGAGAAACUUCAAAGCUUCCACCAACUACGGGAUAAAUUUCAAAAUUCACUUGUGAUUGAUGCAUUCGAACGCGCAAAUCCGCACAAUUGUGGCAACAGAUGCUGCAAGGCACCUCUAGUCCUUACAGGAAAUGAUUUUGCGAAUUCUCAAUAUGAAAUGGAUUUGCUCAAAGACAUAAAGAAUUAUGAGAAAAGUUUGCCAAACCAAACUGAUUUAAAUAGUAAAUAUUUCAAUACAUUCUAAUAAAGAAAAGAAACAGUCGUGGACCAUGGUCAAUGUCAGCUCUGACUUUUGCUUGUUUCCUUCGGAAUUUAA